Caenorhabditis sp. 36 PRJEB53466 is the source of this 6355-nucleotide messenger RNA. The record is from the annotation of a GenBank genome assembly. Lineage: Eukaryota; Metazoa; Nematoda; Chromadorea; Rhabditida; Rhabditidae.
AUGGAGGCGCUGCCGAACAUGCCGAUGAUGGCUCCGCAAUUUCGGACCUCCACACUCUCCUACGACAAUAUUCCGAAUUUUAACUUUCGAUUGACGAUGAAAGAGGUUUUUUCGAGCCGAAAACGCGCCGUCAAUCGCUAUCUUUCCAGCACAUUUUGCUCACUUUCCAAACGGAUCCGCACGAAUUCGACGAGGCGUUCGACGAGUUGGCACAAUUGAAAUUUGUUAGUUUUUUGCGGGAUUUGUGAAAAAUGCCAUAAAAUUUGAGGAAGCAAACAUUCCGUCGGCGAGUGUUGAGCAAAUUUGCAAGCUGAAAAGGUACUACGGACAGUUGUGCAUGAUGCAGAAGCGAUUUCCGAUGGGCGUCGGAGAGCAGCUCGAGACGCCGUUCGCAUGGUAAUCUUUUGAACAUUUUUGGCGAAAAUGCUUACAUUUCGAUGACAAACGUUUAAAAUCAAUGCAGAAUGUGUAUACAAUCGAGCGAAAACCGUUUUCGGCCAAACUAGGUAAUUCAGCCGGGGCCUGGUCUGAUUUGACCCACUUGACCAACCUUGCACGUCAAGUCAGCCUCGCUAACUCGAACCGUUCUGCAGGCACGACGGACUGGUGGACAUGAGAAGUGCGCACAGCGAGGUGACGAUCAACGAUAUCGAAUUCGAGAAAGCGUCGGUGAUGUUCAACAUUGGCGCGUGUCACGCCCAGUACGCGGCCGAACAGCCGCGCGACACGCAGGACAGCAUCAAGGCCGCCUUCUCGCACUUCCAAUGCGCCGCGUUCGCGUUCGAGCAGCUCAACUCGUUCCGCAACUCGGACAUGUUCUAUCCGUCCGUCGAUUUGGACGCCAACGUCAUCGCGUUCUACUACAAAGUGCUGAUUGCGCAGGCUCAGGAAUGUCUCGUCCAGAAGAGUCUUCUCGACAAUCGGACGCCGAUUGUGAUCGCGAAACUGUCGAUGUGGCUGCAGGAGACGUUCGAAUCGGCGGCGCGCAUCGUCGACGAAUGGAGCAUCAACAUUCCGGAAAGUGUGCAAAAGUACUACUCGAAACUGUGCCGGCUCAAAAGUGACAUGUACGGAGUGAUCACGUACAUGUCACUGGGCGAUCACUCGGAGAAAGAGGAGAAGAAGAUGGGAUGGCGCCUGCAAUACUACAAUAUCGCCGCCAAAUUCAUGGAGAGCGUGACGAUGGACCGGAAAAUGAAGGAGCGGUAUCCGGAGAUGCUCGUCACCGCCUCCUUCCUCUUCGACGUCAUCAAUGCCAAGUGAGCGCGAGUUUUUGCAAGAGGCUACCACGAACCACAACCAAUCUCGUGUUGUGACGGGUUCUGGUUCAGGGUAGCCUCUUUUUGCAAGUAUGUAACCAAUAAAUAUUCAUUUGCAGACAAAAGAACGCGGAGAAGGAGAACGAUUUCAUCUACCACGAACGGGUGCCGAAACCCGAAGAAGCAAUCGACGCGGCGAAGAAGGACGGCGGCGGCGGGGCGAUGUGCAAAGUGAGAACGGUGGGAUUCGACCCGCUGGACCCGUCGGUCUGCGGGAACGACCUGUUCGCAUCGCUUCUUCCGUCCGUCGUCGUCGACGCGAACAAUCGGUACGCGGAGAAGAAGGCGGACAUUGUGCGGGCGAACACGGAAAAGGUGGAAGCCUACGAUCGGCAUCUGAACGACGAGCUCGCGCGCGCCGACUUUGACAAACUGCGGUUCAUGCUCAACGAGGGACAGAACGCACAGGUGAGAGUUAUCCGAACAUUUAUCGAUCAUCAUCGUCUCCCGGAGCUUGCAGGUGAUGUUCGAGAUUCCCGAGGAGUUGUUGCGCAGAAACGCGGAUAUGACGAGUUUUCCGGAUUGUAUUCCGAAUUUGCUCGAACGUCUACGCGAAUCGUCGGAUACCGCCCGUGUCGCAGAGGCCAAACUCAACACUUUGAUUGCGAAACUUCGCGGCAUCGAUUUGCCACGUCUCAAAGCCGACGAGGGCUUCAUUUUGAUAUCGCGCGAGUUGGACAAGCUCGCGGAGCACUUGCAAAACGCAAAAUCGGCGAAUGCGAGCCUGAACAAGGCGAUCGCCGCGCAUUCGGCCAACCUACAGUUGCUCUCGUUGCCCUGCGACGAAAUGUGGGCGAAAAUCAUUCCGGCGCUGGAGAAACCGCAAAAAAAUCGCGGCGACAAGAGUCGGGAAGAGGUGCAAGUGCGGAAAAUGGUCGACAAAAUUGUGGAGAUGAAAACGCAGAGGGCUCAGCUGAUCUCGCAACUGCGCGCCUCGCUGGAACACGACGAUAUCUCGAAAAAGUUGAUGGGCACGAACGAGCAGGGCGCCGAGCAGAUAAUGAAGGAGGAGAUCACGAAACAUGCACAAUAUCAGCAGGCGAUUCAGUUGAACGUGCAGGCGCAGGAGGUGAUUCUCCGCACGUUUGUCGACGCGAACGCCGAUUUUUGCGAGGAGCGGAUGGCGAUGGGCGCGGAGCGAGAGGAAUAUGAGCGGCGAGUCGGAGAACUCGUCGCCUCUUACGAUGUUUAUAAGGAUGUGCUCGAGAAGACCGAACAAGGAGAGCAGUUCUAUCGACAGCUGAUGGCACGGUGUGACCAGUUUGCGGUCCCGGUGCAUGCGAUGGAAGAGCAGUGUGCGUUUGUUUUUUGUUGUUGGAAUUCUUAAGCGCACGGUCUCCAGAGCUUACAAUGGGCGCAAGUGCGCCCCGCCCAAUAGAGCGAUACAUUGGCGCGAAAUUCAAAUUUUAACAGCUAAAUUUGUGUCUUUUGCCAGAUUAGCCACGAAAAACCGAUAAUUUCUCAUUUGCCUCUCGAUAGACCGAUUGUAUAGGCUAUUACGAAUUUUUUAAGCGAAAGAGCGUCAAAUUUGGUCAAGUCGCAAAUCACAUUUAUCCGUUUGAAGGUUUUUGGCUAAAACUGCGUGAAUUUCAGUUGCUUUUCGGUAGUUUUCGCGGUUCGAGCGCUCAAAAUGCUUGUAUUUACGUGAUUUAUCAUUCUCAAAACCAAUUCUGUCGGAAAACGGUCAAGAAAGCGCAAAAUGAGAAGUGCGGGUUUUAGGCGGCGAUCGGCGGCGAAGAGGAAAAAGCAAAGUCCGCGAAAAAUGCGCCAAAACGUCAUUGAUUCUGAGAAUUAGUGUGUUUUCAUGUCGAACAAUCAUUUUUCAUCGCUUUUGACUACAAAAAUCAGACAAAACCUGCCCAAUUCAUGAAAACGUCAUUUGGCCGAGGCCACGCCCAUAUUGUCAGCUCUGGAGACCGUGAAGCAUCAAAGGAGAAAGCUGAAAAAUAACCGGAUACUGUUUUGCAGACCGCGCGGAGGUGGAGAAGAAGGAACGAGCGCAGAAAGAGGCCGAGCAGCACAUGCAACAGUUGCGAAUGAGCCGAGAGGCCCAGAAUGCGAUGAUGGAUUUCGGAGGAGCCCAAAAUGGACAACUGGGACCGAGAACCCCGCAGAUGGCGCCGCCCGGACAGUUUGGAGGAUCCGCCGGAAGACCUCCCCGUCUCGGCGACUUUUUGGAGAGCUACAGGGCCCGAAAACAGGGAAAUCAUCCGCAGCAGAUUCCUCAGGAAGAAGUGCCAGCGGGACCGCCGUCGCCGACGCCGAGCAGCAUUUGCGAGUUUCCGGUGAGCAGUGGGCGGAGCCAGCGGAUGAUGGCGUCGCCGAGGUACGGAGGAGCCGCGCAGGGAUAUCAGGCACCUUUUCAAGGAAUUCCGCAGGGACCUAGGGGUCCUGGAGCUCACGGACCACUUCCUGGAGUUCAUACAACUCAAUUUGGAGCCAACACAGCACCAUCCCGGGCGCCGACGUCCCAAUUUGGAGCUUCUGGAGCUUACGGGGUCCCUGGAGCACUUCCCACAGUUCCUGGACCGCACUAUGGAGGUUCUGGUCCAAUUUCGGGUGUUCCUGGUGUUCAAUUCGGAGCAACUGGAGCACUUGGAGCUCAAGGAACACUUUCUGGAGGCCCUGCAGCCCAUGGAGCACCUGGAGCUCAAUAUGGAGCUCAUGGAGCCGCUGGACCUCAAUUUGGAGCUUCUGGAGCUCACGUAGAACCUCUCGGAGCGCCUACAAAUCAUUUCGGAGCUCCGGGAACCCCUGUACCUCCUGGAUCACAACUCGGAGCCGCUGGUGCUCAGUUUGGAGCUCACCAAACUACUGGAGCACCUGGAGCUGCCGGAUCAGCCCUCGGAGCCCAAGGACCACCAUUCGGAGCUGCUGGAGUCCACCAACUGAGCCACUCCAACUCGAGUUCUUCCGCCGUCCACCUGCCGCCCAGUCCGAUUCCCUCUUCUGUAGUAGCCCAGACCCCACAACAAAACUAUCGUGGAGCACCGGAGCAACCGGCUGGACAAUAUUACGGAGCAUUCCCGCCCGCGCAACAACACUAUCAAGGAUAUGCGCCCGGGUACGGUAGCACUCAAGCUCCGCCCACUUCCGCGACGCCAGGAUAUCCACAAUACCAGCAGCAGCAGCAGUUCCAGCCGGUAAUUUUUUAAAAGAAUUCACCCGAAAAAACAGCGUAAAACUUGUGUAAAAAGUUGCAAGAUUAAUUUUUCAGCCACAACAACAACAAUAUCAGGCUCCGGCUCCUCCGCCGGCCUAUCAGGCUCCAAAUGCUCCGAUUGUUCCAGUGGCUCCUCAGCCACCGCAUCCACAAUAUCAGACGCCUCCGCCGACGCAACCGUCCUACCAGGCCGCCCAUCCCGCCCACGCAACCCAAGUCUUCCAACAUCCGCCGCAGGGAGCUCCGAUUUCCGCGCCCGCACCACAACAACAUCAGCACGUGCCUCCGUAUCAGGGCAUCACGCCCACGCAACAACAGCAAUUCGGGGCCUCCAACACGUCGCAGAACAAUUUCGCGCCCUCGCAACAGUUUGGAGCCCAAUUCCAGCCAUUUGCUCCAAUUUCCGCUCCACAACCCGCUUCUGCUCCGUCUCCGGCUCCACAGGCCGCGGCUCCGUCGACUCCGGCACCGCCGCAACGAUUCCAGCCGACUCCGGCGGCUCCGUCGCCGUGGCACGCCACUCCCGCCGAGCUCAAAGUACGGUGGAUUUUCUGCCACAUAGCCCGGCGUUAAGAAAUUCCGUCGAAAUAGUCUUAAUUUUGCUUUAGGAUUGUUUUUAAUAUAAAAAAAUGUUUGCAGAGCCCGUGGAACACAACACCUCAAUACCAUGCUCCGCAGAGCCAACCAGAGCCAGCAGCGCCGGCUCCACCGGCUUCUGUAGCUCCUGGAGCCCCAGCUGCAGCGCCAAGUGUGCCGUCCACGCGCAGCAACAUUGAUUUGCUCAGCGAUUUGCUCGGCGACUUCAAUCUUCCGCCGCCCAUUCAGCCGACUGUCCAGAACUCGCAAAGUAGGCGUUUUUCGUGAUUGUUGUGCGUUUCUCUUUUCUUCCCGACAAUUUUCGGCUUGAAAAUUCAACUGAAAAUUCAACAAAAAACGCAUGUUUUAGAUUUGCAAGCGCCGCCGACUCGCUCGGAUUUUCGGGCGGUCCCCAGCCAACUGGAUCCGGGUAAACCGGUGCAUAGACCCGCCGCUGCAGUUCCGCCGAUGCCCCAACAGCUGCAAACUCGAGAAGUUUCAAUUGAGACGCCGGUGAGUUUUUUUUUUCAAAUUUUUUCUGACCUUUCUACCGGUAUUUAGCGCUGGACAAAAUUCCGCCUGAACUUUUGACCCACUUGCCAUGAUCCGAUCGGGCCCAAACUUUGCAGGCUUCUAGGUCUAGGAUUGAAGUAUAUUGGGUCCGAGUUUCAAACCAAUCGGUUUGUCCGGUCCCGUGAUAUGUGGAUCAGAGACCGAAAAGGCCGAAAUGUUUGGCAAAAACUCGCUCAAACUAAUAUAUCUCGGGACCAGAUGAUCCAAUCGUUCUGAAACUGGGACCCUAGAUACUUCAAUCCAAAUCCAAAAAACCCGAUCAGAUAAUUGCAAGUGGGUCAAAAGUCCAGGCCGCAAAAAGCUUGGGCCGGAAUUUGUCCAACAAAGUAACUUUGUCAAAUGUUUUUCUUUUCAGAUACUCAUAAAAGGAGCCGCCGGCGCAUCGUUAAGCGUCACCGAAAUCGUGGAUCCGGGCAAAUUCCAGAUGGGAGAGGGAGACGCGCAGAAAUUGGAAAAACGAAUGCUCCACCACAGUAUAAGGUUCGAAGUUGUCUAGUCAAACGUCUAGUCUGUUCCGGUGCUCUUUGUGCCCUUAUCGACAUUCUUGCCCGAAAAAUUUAUUGCAAAAAUUGUUUGUAUUUAGUGGAAGAGUACACACACACCCAUUUCCUCCUAAAAUUUCCGUAAAAGUUCCAGAACGAACGGACCGGCGCCACCGCUGAACCAGGCGGAUCCGCUCAAUCGAAUCGACGCGUUCACCUUUGCCCGUUCACCGAAAAAAUGA